UAUGGGAAAGCGAAAAUGCUGAUGGGAAAAAGAAGGCAGAAGGCCAAAAUGGCGCCGCUAGAGGCGCAGGAGCUCUUCAUGAUCUCAGUUCCCCGCUGUAAAUGCGCAUCAUAUCGCCAGCAUCAACUUGGCCCAUCAACAGCACCUCGAUCAUUGCUCGCCAGCCCUGGAGAACCUCGCAUCGGCGGCCUUUUCCGUUGCAUGUCUCCCAAGAUUUGCCUACCGUCUGGCGUGACCUAGGAGUCCAGAGCCCGCCAUGUACCACCAUAAUGGCUCCACUAUGCAGGGCGAUAUGUCCGGCAAUCCUUCGAGGGUCAUGAUGGACGACGAACAAGGCAUGAGCAUGAUGCAGUCCAUGGACAAUGACUUGCUACCCAUGGACCUUGACUUGUCAUCGCUCGAUCCCGAUUCUCAAUCCCAGUCAGUCUACCCGUACAACGGCCAUUCCGCCGCCCAUGGCUCUAUGCCUCACGCUUCGUCAACCGACCCUGGCCAUGCCUUCGCAAUGCACGGCGGUAACAUGAAUGACAUUGGCGCCGGUCCGCUGCCGACGGGCUAUGGCAUGCAAAAUCCAAACUUGUCCGGCAGCACCUUGACCGAGUUUACGAAGCGCCGUAACUGGUCCCAGCGCGUCCUAGAAGAAAUACGGGACUUUCUCCAUAUCCUCACUCCUGAUGGCCGUAUUCUUUAUGUUUCGCCUUCUGCAAAACAGCUUACUGGGUACGACCAUGGCCAACUGCUUGGCCACUUCAUAAACGAAUACGUGCAUCCCGAUGACAGUGGUAUAUACAUCAAAGAGUUCAACGAGGCUAUCGCGUCCGGAAACAGUCUGCGGUUCUUCUACCGCUUUCGCAAAGAAGAUGGGACAUAUGUAAUAUUUGAAUCGCAUGGACAUGCGCAUCUGAGUUCAGAGCCGGUGGCUCUUGGUACACAUGGAGGCCAUACUUAUUGUAGAGGGUUCUUCAUGAUGGCUAGGCCAUACCCGACUAAGAAUGCUGCUCUGCUCGACUCGUUCCUCGAGCACAAGAUCGAAAAUGAGCGACUAAUGAAACGGAUAGCCGAACUGAAACGGGAAGAACAGGAAGAAAAUGAGGCCGCUGACCGAGCCUAUGCGGAGAGUAAGACUGGUCCCACCAGCACAAGCGUAUCGGAAACUCGAACUGGAAAACGGUCAGUGAGCGACAACAUGGCUCAAUAUAACGGCAUGCCUCCUCCAGCCAAGCCGACUAUCUCGAAUACGGCUCUCACGCGACAGAACUUGGACGAAGCUCUGGCAGCCUCCAAGCCGGAUAGUAUCAACGAUAAGAUGGCGCGCUACGAGGGAGCAACACACAUUGAAACAAUCGAAAUGCUCACAGGUCUACACUACAGGGACGGGGAAAGGGCGAAAGGCAUAAGCACUGGUGACACCAGCCCGCAGCUUAUUCGUGGAGACGCAGGUAUCGCUAUACUUGUCGAUAAAGACAACCGCGGGUCUUCGGACAAGAAGAAGAAAUUGAAAGUCGCGGAUGAGUAUGUAUGCACGGAUUGCGGGACGCUUGACUCGCCAGAGUGGAGAAAAGGUCCCAACGGACCCAAAACUCUGUGCAAUGCUUGUGGUUUACGAUGGGCGAAGAAAGAGAAGAAGAGGCAUUCCAGCAAUACUACUCCUGGAGGCCAACCAUCUUCGAUGCCAAUGCAAGGCAGUGGCGACAGUGGUUGAGAGGUUCAGUGCAGCUCCUUUGGUUAGUUCACAUACUGGUUCCGCGGAACUCUCCACGGAACUGCUGGCCGAUCAGAUCGCAAAGCAUCCUGCAGGUAGGAUCAUGUCGCUUGCUCUGCCCUAUGAAGGACGGAUCUACUCAAGAAUUGAGGCUUUAUAGACCUCUGCCAGAACGGGCCCGACACUAGAGUGCUCUGGCUCGAUUGCGACCCAGCAGAUUAUGCUAUCAAACCUGCAAGGAUGAUGUAUGUUGUAGGUAAGCAGAGAAAGGACACGAAACCUACGAAAUAAUGACGGCCGAGGCAGAUCUAUGG
Pseudovirgaria hyperparasitica is the source of this 2016-nucleotide messenger RNA. RefSeq lists its product as uncharacterized. The record is from RefSeq and is a predicted model, not a curated record. Gene Ontology annotation, biological process: regulation of DNA-templated transcription. Lineage: Eukaryota; Fungi; Ascomycota; Dothideomycetes; Acrospermales; Acrospermaceae. Bases 257 to 1702 code for a protein of 481 amino acids. The transcript is spliced from 3 exons. Gene Ontology annotation, molecular function: sequence-specific DNA binding; protein binding; zinc ion binding.